CCAUCAUUCAUUGUUCCUCGGCACAAAAUUUACUGACACGUUUGCUUGUGAGAGAGCACCAUCCGUUGUUUACAAUAAUUUGUCGUCUUUCAAUUGGCGGAACUCGAGGUCGCGACGGAAACUAGACCUCGAAUUGCACUCUGAUUUUCCGAUCCGCAAAGCAAAGCAUAGCAAAGCAAUAUCGCGAGCUAGCCCAAACCUAUCCCAUCCCACCCGGAUUCUCAAGACGCAAGACGUCCUCGACCGAGCCCCUCCAAAACUCCACCGGACCCAGUGCCAGCCCUGCAAAAGUCUUCUUUUCCCCACGCCAUUUUGCCGACGGGUCCUGCUGGUCCCGCUAGUGCACCUGCGAAACACAUACAGGUAUAUAUUGCCGCCAUCCUGCUCUUCCUUCUUCUUCCUCCUUCACGACACAACUUGCACACCGCCAUCACUCACCAUGGCCUCUCAAACACAGCAACCACCGUCUGGCAUGGCGAAGCCACCGACCAAGAAGUUCGAUCCGAAGAAACCUCACAUCACCGAGGAGCCCAUCACUAGGGCAAACUGGUACAAGCAUGUUAACUGGCUCAAUGUCACAUUGAUUGUGGGAGUACCAAUCUAUGGUCUCAUUGCCGCAUACUGGACACCGCUCCAGCUCAAGACUGCCAUCUGGGCCAUCUCAUAUUACUUCAUGACUGGUCUGGGUAUCACAGCUGGCUACCACAGACUCUGGGCACACACAUCCUACUCGGCCCGUCUUCCUCUCAAGAUUUUCCUUGCAGCAGUUGGAGGUGGAGCUGUCGAAGGUUCAAUCAGAUGGUGGUCGAGAGACCACCGUGCUCAUCACAGAUACACCGAUACCGACAAGGACCCAUAUUCUGUUCGAAAGGGUCUGCUCUACUCGCAUAUUGGAUGGAUGAUCAUGAAGCAGAACCCAAAGCGUAUCGGCCGUACCGAUAUCUCCGAUUUGAACGAUGAUCCGGUUGUCGUCUGGCAGCACCGGAAUUACAUCAAGACCGUUAUAUUCAUGGGGAUGGUCUUCCCCUGCCUUGUCAGCGGACUCGGCUGGGGAGACUGGAAGGGAGGAUUCAUUUACGCUGGAAUUCUCCGAAUUUUCUUUGUCCAACAAGCUACAUUCUGCGUCAAUUCAUUGGCGCACUGGCUCGGUGAUCAGCCAUUCGACGAUCGGAACUCUCCAAGAGAUCACGUCAUUACCGCUCUCGUCACUCUUGGUGAGGGUUACCACAACUUUCAUCACGAGUUCCCUUCCGACUACCGCAAUGCCAUCGAAUGGCAUCAAUAUGAUCCUACCAAGUGGUCAAUUUGGUUGUGGAAGCAAAUGGGACUCGCAUACGACCUGAAGCAGUUCAAGCAAAACGAGAUCGAGAAGGGCCGACUCCAACAGCUUCAGAAGAAGCUCGACCAGAAGAGACAGACUCUUGACUGGGGUAUUCCUCUUGAGCAAUUGCCAAUUAUCGACUGGGACUCUUAUCAAGCUGAGGCUAAGAACGGUCGCGCCCUCGUCGCUGUUGCCGGCGUUGUCCAUGAUGUCAGCGACUUCAUCAAGGACCAUCCAGGUGGGAAGGCUCUGAUUACCUCCGGUAUUGGAAAAGACGCUACCGCCAUCUUCAACGGUGGUAUUUACAACCACUCUAACGCUGCACACAACUUGUUGUCGACGAUGCGUGUUGGUGUUAUCCGAGGUGGAUGUGAAGUCGAGAUUUGGAAGCGAGCCCAACGGGAAAAUAAGGACAUCUCCUUUGUCUCCGACUCUGCAGGGAAAAAGAUAAUUCGUGCUGGCAGUCAAGUCACUCGGAUAGCCGAGCCUGUAGCAUCAGCCGAUGCUGCAUAAGCUAUCUCUCCAGUGCUGUGCUACCAUGCACAUUCAUUAGUCGAUGACAAGUGCUGUCUGUCUGGCUUAGAAAAAAAAUUGCAUUUUGCUGUCUCUGAGCGUGGGCUUGUUUAUUAGAUCGGAAGGCGUUAUUGGCGGGGGCUGAGAAUUGGUCUUCCGUAAUUGAAGAGAGUGAAUUACAUUCGGGCACUCAUUGUAAGGUUGGCUCUCCAUCAGUACAAGAUGCGAGUUUUACGCCUGCGGGCAAAGAAAUAUGAAAAUAUACAUACAUCAUCCAAACGA
This is a messenger RNA of Cadophora gregata, 2116 nucleotides long. Its product is annotated as stearoyl-CoA 9-desaturase. Gene Ontology annotation, molecular function: heme binding; stearoyl-CoA 9-desaturase activity; iron ion binding. Gene Ontology annotation, cellular component: endoplasmic reticulum membrane. The record is from RefSeq and is a predicted model, not a curated record. The coding region runs from base 440 to 1834 and encodes 464 amino acids. Lineage: Eukaryota; Fungi; Ascomycota; Leotiomycetes; Helotiales; Ploettnerulaceae. Gene Ontology annotation, biological process: unsaturated fatty acid biosynthetic process. The transcript has 2 exons.